Auanema sp. JU1783 is the source of this 1419-nucleotide messenger RNA. The record is from the annotation of a GenBank genome assembly. Lineage: Eukaryota; Metazoa; Nematoda; Chromadorea; Rhabditida; Rhabditidae.
AUGCACGGCAAUGCUGCACGCGGAGUUGCCAUUAGACUCGGAAAGGCGAAGCGUUCUCCUCUAGAAAAAGCUCGACAUCUCGAUAGUCUUCCGUCUUAUCAAGCACAAAAGCUUUUGGACGGAUCUCAUCAACUGCGAAUUGAUUCACAUCACGUAGGUGUGCCUGGUGGCCACGGUGCAGGCGGACACGGUCAUAAAAAAGAAUUUGGACCAGCAAUGAUACUCUACUAUUUGGCUUCAACUUUUAGGGCGUUAUACCCACGAUUAGAUGACGAUUUCGUGGAUAAAUUAAAUUAUUAUUAUACGACGACAAUACUAGCUUCUUUCGCACUUCUUGUGUCUGCUAAGCAAUAUGUUGGUUUCCCCAUCCAAUGCUGGGUGCCAGCUACCUUCACUGAUGCUAUGGAACAAUAUACCGAAAAUUACUGUUGGGUUCAAAAUACCUAUUGGGUUCCAAUGCAGGAGGAUAUUCCACGUGAGAUAUAUUCACGUCGAAAUCGUCAAAUUGGAUAUUACCAAUGGGUUCCUUUCAUCUUGGCGAUAGAAGCAUUACUAUUUUAUGUUCCUUGCAUAUUAUGGAGAGGAUUACUAUAUUGGCAUAGUGGUAUAAAUCUACAAGGCCUCGUUCAAAUGGCCUGCGAUGCUAGACUGAUGGAUACAGAAGUCAAGACCCGAACUGUAUACACUAUGGCCAGACACAUGCAGGAUGAGUUGAAUAAUAUUGAUCGAUCGGGACACUCAAGAACAUGCUUUGCAAAUAUGCAACUGGGAAUAAAUUGCGGCAGACAUUGUGGAUGCUAUGUUACAAUGCUGUACAUUGGCAUUAAAGUUCUCUACUCUGCUAACGUUUUGCUUCAAUUCUUCUUACUCAAUCACUUACUUGGCUCAAAUGAUCUUGCCUAUGGUUUUUCGUUACUGAAAGAUCUUAUGCAUGAGAUAGAGUGGGAACAAACUGGAAUGUUCCCCAGAGUUACUUUAUGUGACUUCGAAGUGCGAGUUCUUGGUAACAUUCAUCGUCAUACAGUUCAAUGUGUGCUCAUGAUUAAUAUGUUCAACGAAAAAAUAUUUCUCUUCUUGUGGUUUUGGUUUUUGACUGUUGGAGUUAUAACAGUCUUCAAUACAUGUUAUUGGGUUCUUAUUAUGUUUAUCCCUAGCCAAGGAAUGGCAUUUGUCCGUAAAUAUCUACGUGUCUUAGCUGAUCAUCCCUCUAAACCUGUCGCAGACGAUGUUACGCUCCGAAAAUUCACAAAUAAUUUCCUGCGCAAAGAUGGAGUUUUCAUGCUUCGUAUGAUUUCUACACAUGCUGGUGAGCUUAUGACAAGUGAGCUUAUACUAGCACUAUGGCAAGACUUUAAUAAUGUCGAUCGUACUCCAACGCAGUUUUGGGACACAGAUCAUGGACAAGUAACAUUGGAUUAA